CCACAGUUCGGGGGCCUUGUCGAUGAGUCCCAGGCAUUUGGCCUGAGCUUGAGGGAACCCAGCAAGUUCAUGGAAUAUGCAGUCUUCGAUGGCAUCCUGGGCCUGGGCUACCCCAGCCUCGGCCUCGGAGGGACCCUCCCCAUCUUCGACAACCUGUGGAAACAAGGUCUCAUUUCUGAGGAGCGCUUCGCCUUCUACUUGAGCAAAAAGGAGGAGGAGGGCAGUGUGGUGAUGUUCGGCGGUGUGGACCACUCCUACUAUAGCGGAGAGCUCAACUGGGUGCCCGUGUCCAAGGCCCUCUACUGGCAGUUGUCCGUGGACAGCAUCUCCAUGAACGAGAUGGUUAUUGCUUGUGAUGGUGGCUGCGAGGCCAUUAUUGAUACCGGAACCUCGUUGCUGAUUGGCCCAUCUGACGUUGUCUUCAACAUACAGAAGAUCAUCGAUGCCAAGCAGUCCUACAGUGGCGAGUACAUAAUUGACUGUGACGCCGUCAGCACCCUGCCUGACAUCGUCUUCACCAUCAACGGCAUCAACUACUCAGUGCCAGCCAGUGCCUACAUCCGGGAGGAUCAUCAGGGCACCUGCUACAGCAACUUUGACGAAGGCAAAGGCGGCUUGUUGCUCUCGGACUCCUGGAUUCUGGGUGAUGUCUUCCUGAGGUUGUAUUUUACCGUCUUCGAUCGAGGGAACAACACGAUUGGCCUGGCUCCGGCAGUGUAAAUGCUGGAGCUGCUUCAGGAAGCAACCACGCCCACCCACCCC
Molecule: messenger RNA, 762 nt
Organism: Leptonychotes weddellii (Weddell seal)
Lineage: Eukaryota; Metazoa; Chordata; Mammalia; Carnivora; Phocidae
Source: RefSeq, a predicted model, not a curated record